GGGUCAUUCAGGAUAACAUUCGAUUCCGCGCUAAGAACAUUCCUAAUGCAUUCCGCAGUCGGAACGAAAACUAGCGUCAUAUCAUAGUGGUUGUUGUACAACCAGACAUACCUUAUGAUCGCAACUUCAUAGCCCUCGUAGCCGAAUUUGAGACGUUUGUGCCGCGUGUUUUGUGCCGGAUAUCCUCUCUGGGGGACGCGACGCGGGUCGGGGCAUUGUAUUGGAUCGGGGCGCUUCGCGCGAGGUUAGCCCUUCGGCUGGGUAGCUGUGUUUCAAAUUAUCGGCACGUCUAAUAUCCUUCAGCGCACUAGCCUGCCACAGAAUGAAGAAGGGUGAGCUAGCGCCACUGGAGCGGCAGUCGAAAGUCAGAGAGCAUGAGGAGGGAGAGGAGGAGGAGGAGGAGGAGGUGUACUGCGUCUGCCGCUCAGCCGACAGCACUCGCUUCAUGAUUGCCUGCGACAAUUGCGAGGAGUGGUACCACGGCGACUGCAUAUCCGUCACCGAGCGCGAGGCCAAGCACAUCAAGCGCUUCUACUGCCACCGCUGUCGUAAGCGGGAUCCCGAGCUGAAGAUCCGCUACAAAGACAAGAGCCGCGGCGGCCGACACGGCGACGAGCGCGGCGAGAAGACGGAGCGCAGCGAGAAGAGCGACAGGAGCGAGAAGGCUGAAAGAAGUGAAAAGGCCGACAAGAGCGAAAAGGUCGACAAGAGCGAGAAGGCGGACAAGAGCGAGAAGGCCGACCGGGGCGAGAAGGCUGAGAAGAGCGAGAGAAGUGACAAGAGCGACAAGGCUGAGAAGCGACCCCGGGAAGAGCGCGACAAGCACCGCGACUCGAAGAAGGCGGCGCGCGCUGAGCGGCGCAAGCGCGAGCUGUCAGAUGACGAGGACGAGGCGGACGGAUCGGGCAAGCAGUGCUACGGGCCGCAGUGUGUCAAGCCCAGCCGGCAGGGAAGCCGCUACUGCUCCGAUCAGUGCGGUCUUAACCUGGCCAGGAACAGGAUCUUUCAGGUGCUGCCUCAGCGCAUCCAAGAGUGGAACAUGACACGCUGCGUGGCCGAGGACCGCAACAUGCGCACCCUGGAGCGCAUCCGGCGCGAGCAGCUGGAGGCGCAGACGCAGCUGGAGCGGCUGACGCGCUCGCACCACGAGCUGGACCGUGUGGUGGACCGCGGUCGGCGCGGCACGGUCGACCCCUCGGCGCUGGAGGACGACACCGAGGAGGAGCAGCACAGCGUCCACUGCGUCACGUGUGGCCACGAGGUGGCCACCAGGAACGCCGUGCGCCACAUGGAGAAGUGCUUCGGCAAGUACGAGAGUCAGACGUCGUUCGGCUCGCUCUACCAGACGCGCGUGGAGGGUUUCAACAUGUUCUGCGACUUCUACAACGCGGCCAACAGGACGUACUGCAAGCGGCUGCGCGUGCUAUGCCCCGAGCACAGCAAGAACCCGAAGGUGUCUGAUGACGAGGUGUGCGGCUGCCCCCUGGUGGCGGACGUCUUCACGUCAAUAGGCCAGUUCUGCCGCGCCCCGAAGAAGAAGUGUCUAAAACACUUCAGCUGGGAGAAGCUGCGCCGAGCCGAGCUCGACAUGGAGCGGGUUCGCUGGGCGAUGAAGAUGGACGAGCUGCUGGAGCAGGAGCGGCAGUGCCGGCAGAGCAUGGCCAACAGGGCCGGCGUGCUGGCGCUGAUGCUGCACUCUACCUUCGACCACGACGUCAUGGAGAAGGUGCAGAGCCAGCAGAAAAAGAUGGCCAGCAAGGUGAAGGUCAAGGUGUCCUAGAGUCAUGCCAGGGAGGUGACUGUUCUGCGUGCAGGGUGGUCAGGGGGUUGGCCCACCAGUGGGACACCUUCGGUGUUAGCAGGAUUGCAGCCGCGCUGAGGUGGCUGGCCGCCACAUGAUAUCUCGGGUUAACCUGAGCUGGCUUGGGCUGCCCAACAACCGCGGCAGCCAUACUGUGUGGGCUCGAGGUGUCCUAAAGAUCGGAACUGUAGUGCUCCAAGUCCUCCCAGAUGAGCGUGUCCCCCUCAAGAGGUCCAACUGAAUGCUAUGCCGCGAAAGGUGGCCUUGAUCAAGAAUAAGGUGGGUCCGAUCGAAGGGGAUUAGUCCAAUGUAGAGGAGGUGUCCAGGACGAUGCUGGAGCUCUAAUAGGAUGGCUGCGCUGCCAUGGGCUGAAAAUGUGGCGCACCGAUAUGGGUUCUGCGAUCACAGCAGGCUUGUGUUUCGUGGUGUGUUGAGCCGACGGGAUGGCGAAGUUCAAGCAAAGCACCGACCAAAAUAUGCGUUCGUUCAUAUUCUCAUCAUGUUUUUUUCUCGCCUUGUUGGCAUUGAUUGCAUUGUAAUUUGCGGCAAUACAUGCUUUGC
Messenger RNA from Pollicipes pollicipes, 2362 nucleotides. Its product is annotated as CXXC-type zinc finger protein 1-like. Gene Ontology annotation, cellular component: Set1C/COMPASS complex. NCBI's taxonomy places the organism in Eukaryota, Metazoa, Arthropoda, Thecostraca, Pollicipedomorpha, Pollicipedidae. The record is from RefSeq and is a predicted model, not a curated record. Gene Ontology annotation, biological process: positive regulation of DNA-templated transcription.